GGCUGUGUUGGGCGCAUUUUUCUGACAGUCGGGUGAGAGGCUCUCGGUGGUUGGAGUGGAGGGUCUGCAUGCAGGACUGAUCAUUAUGGCGUCUGUAGUGCUGAGUGAAGCGGAGAAAGUUUAUAUUAUGCAUGGUGUCCAGGAAGAUCUUCGAGUUGAUGGCCGUGGCUGUGAAGAUUAUAGGUGUACGGAAGUGGAAACAGAUGUGAUAUCUAAUACAAGUGGGUCGGCUAGAGUAAAACUUGGACACACAGACAUCCUGGUUGGAGUCAAGGCUGAAAUGGGAACACCAAAGCUGGAGAAACCAAAUGAAGGCUACUUGGAAUUCUUUGUUGAUUGUUCAGCAAAUGCCACUCCAGAAUUUGAAGGACGUGGUGGUGAAGAACUUGGCACUGAGAUAGCAAAUACUCUCUAUAGGAUAUUUAAUAAUGAGAGCAGUGUCGACUUGAAGUUGCUUUGUAUUAAUCCCAGACAGCAUUGCUGGAUACUUUAUGUUGAUGUCUUGUUACUGGAGUGUGGUGGUAACUUGUUUGAUGCCAUCUCGGUUGCAGUGAAGGCAGCACUGUUUAACACCAGAAUACCCAAAGUACGUGUUUUGGAGGAUGAAGGAGGACAUGAAAUUGAACUUUCUGAUGACCCCUUUGACUGUAUUCGACUUAAUGUUGAUAAUGUUCCUUGCAUUGUCACCUUAAGCAAAAUUGGCUAUAGGCAUGUGGUAGAUGCCACCCUUCAGGAAGAAGCAUGUUCCUUGGCAAGCCUCCUUAUUUCUGUAACUAGUCAGGGUGUUCUCACUUGUAUGAAGAAAGUGGGAAGAGGGAGCCUUGACCCAGAGAGCAUAUUUGAGAUGAUGGAGACUGGAAAGAGAGUAGGCAAAUUGCUGCACACCUCCUUGCAAGCUAUCUUAGAUAAAGAAGAAAGUCUUGGAUCAGCACGAAAAAAAGUUGGAUUCUUGGGUUGAAUGCCAUCAUCACCUUGGAUCAGUUGAAUUUCUAUUUAGUAGUGUUUGUUUGUUUGUUUUGACAGAAUUGAAUAUAUUUUAAAUAAAGAUAGGAUUGGUCAUGUAAA
Messenger RNA from Python bivittatus (Burmese python), 1065 nucleotides. RefSeq names its product exosome component 7 (gene EXOSC7). Gene Ontology annotation, molecular function: mRNA 3'-UTR AU-rich region binding. Gene Ontology annotation, cellular component: nuclear exosome (RNase complex); cytoplasmic exosome (RNase complex). The record is from RefSeq and is a predicted model, not a curated record. NCBI's taxonomy places the organism in Eukaryota, Metazoa, Chordata, Lepidosauria, Squamata, Pythonidae. Gene Ontology annotation, biological process: exonucleolytic trimming to generate mature 3'-end of 5.8S rRNA from tricistronic rRNA transcript (SSU-rRNA, 5.8S rRNA, LSU-rRNA); rRNA catabolic process; nuclear polyadenylation-dependent rRNA catabolic process.